AUGGGUGAUAUCGAUCUGCCCUCCAAGAUCAAGGAAGUAAUCAGGGGGGUUCACGGAAAGGUGAACCGUCUCAACACGGCCCGAAUUCCGCUUUGUCUCCCACCCCGAGCAAAAUCGCCAGCCAUCUAUACACUAGGACUUUCGCGAUAUGCCGAGAUUUUUCUGGGACUCGAGAAGGUCUGGAAUGACCUGAUAGGGGACGCUUCAGAGUGGAUGGGCAACAUGAGCUAUAAGCCAAGCUCGUACAAGAGCGACAAGGAGAGAGUGCAGGCAGUCCUACGAACAAUAUACCUUCCCGAACUUUUGCGAACAAAGCGGCUGCAAGCUGAUUUUGCGGCCCUGAAACCGCUGCAUGCAGAGAUGGACAAUCUCGACCCGGGGGGAGGAAACGCGGGCAGCGAGUUUCGAAAAUACAUUGAGCAAGACGUCUCGACAAAGCCACAUCUGCUCGUGGCCUACGUAUGGAUCAUGUACCAAGCCCUGUUCAACGGCGGACGCUUCAUCCGCGCGCAGCUCCUCAAAGCUGGCCCCGAAUUCUGGGGUUUAUCCGCCCAAGAGGCGGACCUCACUGCCUUGCCGCCACCUCUGUCCUUCUGGCGCGUCCAAGAGGCUGAGCUCGUCAAGGCCCGGUUCAGAGAUUGCGUCGUGGCGGCGGACAAACUGUUGACCGAGCCCGAGAGACGAGAGAUUCUUGACGAAGCACUGGAGAUUUUCAGGCGCUGCGAACUGAUUACACUCCAGCUCGACGAGGAUGCUGCACGGGGGGCAGCCUACGAGCCAAGUUGA
Molecule: messenger RNA, 786 nt
Organism: Metarhizium brunneum ARSEF 3297
Lineage: Eukaryota; Fungi; Ascomycota; Sordariomycetes; Hypocreales; Clavicipitaceae
Biological process (GO): heme oxidation
Molecular function (GO): heme oxygenase (decyclizing) activity
Source: RefSeq, a predicted model, not a curated record